ACUGAAAAACACGCUGAGAAAACAGGAAGCUGAUGGGAAGAUAUCCUGAAGUAUAGCUGCUGUGUGUUUGCGUCUCUCUUUAUUCAGAGUAAAAUGGCAGAAGCCAGAAUUUCUCAGGAUGAGUUCAUCUGUCCUGUGUGUCUGGAUCUCCUGAAGGAUCCAGUGGCCGUUCCUUGUGGACACAGUUACUGUAAGAGCUGCAUUACGGACUGCUGGGAUCAGGAGGAGGAGAAGGGAGUCUACAGCUGCCCUCAGUGCAGACAGACCUUCAGCGCCAGACCUUCUUUAGCUAAAAACGCCAUCCUGGCUGAAGUGGUGGAGAAACUGAAGACUAAAUCCCCUGCUGACUGUUACGCUGGAUCUGGAGAUGUGCGGUGUGAGGUCUGCACUGGAGGAAAAUACGCAGCUGUGAAGUCCUGUCUGGUGUGUCUGAGCUCUUACUGCGAGUCUCAUCUCGAACAACACGAGGGUUUAUUUAAAGGAAAGAGACACCGUCUGACUGAAGCCACUGGGCGACUGCAGGAGAUGAUCUGCCAUGACCAUGACAAGCUCCUUGAGGUUUUCUGUCGCACUGAGGAGAAAUGUAUAUGUUUGCUGUGUGUGAUGGACGAGCACAAAAACCACGACACUGUAUCAGCUGCAGCACAGAGGACAGAGACGCAGAAGCAGAUGAAGGAGACACAGAGCAAGAUCCAAGAGAGAAUCCAGCAGGGAGAGAAAGAUCUUCAUCAGCUGAGAGAGGCUGUUGAGUCUCACAAGUGCUCAGCCCAGACAGCAGUCGAGGACACUGAGAGGAUCUUCACUGAGCUCAUCCGGUACGUUGAGAGAAGCCGAUCUGAGGUCACUCAGCAGAUCAGGGAUCAGGAGAAAUCUGCAGUGAGUCGAGCUGAAGAAGGACUGGAACGAAUGAAGCAGGAGAUCAAUGAUCUGAGGAGGACAGACAAAGAGAUGGAACAGCUUUCAGAAAUACAGGAUCCUGUUCAUUUUCUGCAGAACUUCCAGACUUUCUCUGCAUCUCCUAAAUCUACAAAUGUAGAUGACAACCCCUUAAGAUUUCUCAAGUCGUUUGAUGGCAUGAGAGAAUCUAUCCGACAGCUGGGACAGAAACUGCAGGAUUUCUGCAAAGAGGAGCUCAAAAAGAUCUCUGCUUCAGUCACCGACCCUAUUCCUAAGACAAGGACGGAUUUCUUACAAUAUUCCCAUCCGCUCACUCUGGAUCCAAAUACAGCGAAUAAACACCUUCAUCUUUCUAAUGGAAACAGAGCGGUUAAUGGUUCUCUCGAAGAGCGGACGUAUCCGGACCAUCCAGAGAGAUUUGAUGAGUUGCAGGUGUUGUGCAGAGAGAGUGUGUGUGGACGCGGUUACUGGGAGAUUGAGUGGAGAGGUGAUUAUGUCUCUAUAGCAGUGUCAUAUCGGAGCAUCGUCAGGAAAGGACCAGGUGGUGAAUGUUAUUUUGGUGCCAAUGACAAAUCCUGGAGUUUGGAGUGCUCUAACUACAAGUACGCUUUCAGGCACAAUGAUAUAGAGACUGAGCUUCCUGCUAAGCCCCAUAAUUUGCGCCAUAGAGUAGGAGUGUUUGUGGAUCACAGUGCAGGAACUCUGAUCUUCUACAACAUCCAUGGAGACACGAUGAUCCCCAUCCACUCAGUCCAGACCACAUUCACUGAGCCCCUCUAUCCUGGGUUUUGGGUUGAUUUAGUUGGGACAUCGGUAAAACUGUGUUGAUGAAUCAUAAUAAAUUAGCAAGAGAUUGUACCCAUAUUCCUCUGCGGGAUCAGUCAGUAACAGUGAGAUGCUCUGGAGUCUCUUCUCCUCACACUAACGCUGAACUUUUGUCACUAAAAUAAGAAUCACUACGUGCAUUUGACUUCAUGCCGGUUAGAAAUUGUGUCUGAAUUGACUUUAACGUGGCCAUCAAAGUAAAAAUGGAGUUAACUUGUUAACAAUGGUUCGGGAGCAGAGCCCCGCCUCACUGUCUCCAAUCACCUACUCCUUAAAAACCUAUUUAAGGCAGACCAGCCCUCUAGCACUGUACUUCUCGUUCUCUCAAACCCACCCUCCUUUUUUUUCCUCGCUUUCUAUUAACAAUCCGAUAACCCUCUCUUCUCACCUAGGUUGAAUCGGAGUCCAAUCACUCUACCAAAAUAUUACAUAGAUGGUACCCCCACCCUGAGUCUCUGGGCAUCAUCGCAGGACGCCCGAUCAACCUACCUACCCGUUCACUGUUUAACCUCUUACUUCCCUUUCCCUUCAUCCCACUGUCCCCCUUUCAUCCCUACAAUAAAGUCUAGCUCAAAGUGUGGGGUGGUCCAUGCUGGUGAAAUAAUUGUUGAUAAAGCAAGAUUGUAUGAACAAUGUA
Molecule: messenger RNA, 2359 nt
Organism: Danio aesculapii
Lineage: Eukaryota; Metazoa; Chordata; Actinopteri; Cypriniformes; Danionidae
Gene: ftr51
Product: finTRIM family, member 51
Exons: 6
Coding region: 94-1725 (543 amino acids)
Molecular function (GO): protein binding; zinc ion binding
Source: RefSeq, a predicted model, not a curated record